GGCGAUUCUCAAUCUGCUUUACUGUCAUUCAUGCCUCCGUACUAGUUAGUCGCUACCAGUGUAGAUGCUGUAGUUUCGGUACAGUCUUGCAUCAUUCUUGAGCGCAACAUGAGCGCCAAUCCGUCAAUCUCUUAUUUACAUGAUGAAGUUGAUGACAGUGACAAGAAAUGCUUGUGGGUUUUCGCAUAUGGCUCCCUGUGCUGGAAACCGGGAAUCAAAUACAAAAAAUCAGUGAAAGGGCACAUAUCCGGUUAUUCACGGAAGUUUUGGCAAGGCAACACAACACACAGAGGGACAGACGAGAACCCAGGCAGGGUGGCCACACUGAUCGAAGAAAGUGAGGGUAGCGUUCAUGGCAUAGCCUUUGCGAUCAGUGAGGAGACCGCCAUACCUUAUUUGAACAAGCGCGAAUGCGAAAUGGGAGGUUAUGUCACCCGUUUUGCCAAAUUCCACUCGGACAAGGGUCAGUCGUUUCAAGUAUUGCUUUACAUAGCCACCAGCGCGAAUCCACACUGGAUGGGAGACGCCAGCGUAUCAGAGAUCGCCGGACAGAUAGUGGACUGCAAGGGACAAAGUGGACACAACGUGGAGUAUUUGAUCAGAUUGGCGGACUUCACAAGGCAACAUUUUCCCUUGUACGACGACCGUCAUUUGUUCAGCUUGGAGAAGGAGGUGCUGAAAGAGCUGAAGGCCAGGAAUAUCUACGUUUCGAACCUCAUGGGGACUGGAGAAGGCUGUGUGACGUUUAUCAAAAAGGACACGGCAAAUCCUUCUGGUUCCCGGGAUGGACAGCCUGCUAGAUUCGAGUCCUUCCAGCAUGCAGCCAAAAUCCCGGGAAAGACUUUGCGCUGUUUGAACCUGUGAUCUUAUAAUUCUAUUUAACGUAUAUCCUAAUCCUAUUGUUGAAGAACAAUGUGUACCCCAAUAGCUUUAUUUUUUUGUUUGUUAUUAUCAAGCGAAGUAUGAAAAAUAUUAUAUAACUAUAUCGAUCUUAUUUACGAAUUUAUAACAUGAAUAAAGUAGUUUUUAUAUUAAA
Molecule: messenger RNA, 1036 nt
Organism: Harmonia axyridis
Lineage: Eukaryota; Metazoa; Arthropoda; Insecta; Coleoptera; Coccinellidae
Product: glutathione-specific gamma-glutamylcyclotransferase 1
Exons: 3
Coding region: 109-864 (251 amino acids)
Biological process (GO): glutathione catabolic process
Cellular component (GO): cytoplasm
Molecular function (GO): gamma-glutamylcyclotransferase activity; glutathione specific gamma-glutamylcyclotransferase activity
Source: RefSeq, a predicted model, not a curated record